Messenger RNA from Merops nubicus (carmine bee-eater), 2589 nucleotides. It is a transcript of the gene TGFBRAP1, whose product is annotated as transforming growth factor, beta receptor associated protein 1. The transcript has 11 exons. Gene Ontology annotation, cellular component: cytoplasm; membrane. Gene Ontology annotation, biological process: endosomal vesicle fusion; autophagy; vesicle-mediated transport. Bases 1 to 2589 code for a protein of 862 amino acids. The record is from RefSeq and is a predicted model, not a curated record. Lineage: Eukaryota; Metazoa; Chordata; Aves; Coraciiformes; Meropidae.
AUGAGCGUUAAAGCUUUCAAGCUCGUUUCUGUUGUUGAACGGGAGAUGUUAAUGGGAGACAAAAACUACAUCAACAUCGAAUGCCUCGAGUGCUGUGGCAAGAACCUCUACGUUGGGACCAAUGACUGCUUCAUCUUCCACUUCCUGCUGGACGAGAAGGUGUCGACAGCCGGGAAGACGACUUUUGCCGCCACCAAGCAGCUGUGUAAGUACCUGGGCUUGAAGAAGCCUGUGAGCGAGCUGAAGGCAGCCUCUGCCCUCGCCAGGCUGCUGGUGCUCUGUGACAACACCAUCACCCUGGUCAACAUGCUGAACCUGGAGCCCGUGCCCACGGGCGCUCGCAUCAAGGGGGCGGUGGCGUUCGCGCUGAACGAGAACCCGGUGGGCGGGGACCCCUUCUGCGUGGAGCUCUGCAUCAUCUCGGCCAAGCGCCGCACCGUCCAGGUGUUCCUGGUGUUCGAGGACAGGGUCCAGAUCCUCAAGGAGGUCUUCACCCCCGAGCAGCCCUGCGCCCUGGCCGUGGAUGGCUACUACCUGUGCCUGGCGCUCACCACCCAGUACAUCAUCCUGAAUUACAACACCGGCGUCUCCCAGGAUCUCUUCCCUUACUGCAGCGACGAGAAGAGGCCCAUUGUGAAAAGGAUAGGCAGACAGGAGUUUCUGUUGGCUGGCCCUGGAGGCCUAGGCAUGUUUGCCACGGUGGAUGGGAUUUCGCAGCGCGCGCCCGUGCACUGGUCGGAGAACGUGAUUGGAGCAGCUCUGUGCUUCCCCUACGUGGUCGCUCUCGACGAGGAGUUCAUCACAGUGCACAGCAUGCUGGACCAGCAGCAGAAGCAAACCCUGCCUUUUAAAGAAGGUCACAUUCUGCAGGACUUUGAAGGAAAGGUGAUUGUUGCUACUAAUAAGGGUGUGUAUAUCUUGGUGCCACUACCUUUGGAAAAACAGAUUCAGGAUCUUCUAGCUAGCCACAGAGUGGAAGAAGCCCUUGUUCUAGCAAAAGGAGCACGAAGGAAUAUUCCAAAAGAGAAAUUUCAGGUAAUGUACAAACGAAUCCUGCAGCAAGCAGGUUUUAUACAGUUUGCACAGCUUCAGUUCCUUGAAGCAAAAGAACUCUUCAGAAGCGGCCAGCUUGACGUCCGGGAGCUGAUCUCUCUCUACCCCUUCCUGUUGCCUACUUCCUCCUCGUUCAUACGGUGCCACCCCCCCCUGCACGAGUAUGCAGACCUGAACCAGCUGACCCAGGGGGACCAGGAGAAGGUGACCAAGUGCAAACGUUUCCUCAUGAGCUACCUGAACGAGGUGCGCAGCACCGAGGUCGCCAACGGCUACAAGGAGGACAUCGACACGGCCCUGCUCAAGCUGUAUGCAGAGGCAAACCACGAGAGCCUGCUGGAUCUGCUGGUUUCAGAGAACUUUUGUCUUUUAACAGAUAGUGCUGCCUGGCUGGAAAAACACAAAAAGUAUUUUGCCCUUGGUCUCCUCUAUCACUAUAAUGGUCAAGAUGCUGCAGCUCUUCAGCUAUGGGUGAAAAUAGUUGAUGGAGACAUUGAAGAUUCUACACGUUCAGAUCUCUAUGAAUACAUAGUAGACUUCCUCACUUUCUGCUCAGACCAAGAUCUAGUGUGGAAAUACUCUGAAUGGGUUCUACAAAAAAAUGAAGAGGUUGGCGUACAGAUUUUCACUAAAAGGCCUUUGGAGGACCAGGAGAAAAACAUUAAUCCAGAUGAUAUCAUCAAUUGCCUUAACAAAUAUCCUAAAGCACGUAUUAAGUAUCUAGAACAUCUAGUAUUGGAAAGAAAAAUAGAGAAAGAAAAGUACCACACUCACCUCGCUGUCUUGUACUUGGAGGCAAUACUUCAGCUGAAGUCUGUGACCCCAGAUAAUGGUGCAGAAACAACUGAGCUGCUGCUCAAGCUACGCAGUCUGCUUCAGAAAUCUGAUCUGUAUAGAAUUCACUUCAUUCUGGACAAAAUCCAGGGCACAGACCUUCACAUGGAAAGUGCAAUUCUGUAUGGAAAGCUGGAGGAGCACGAGAAGGCUUUGCAGAUCCUGGUGCACGAGCUGCAGGACUUUGGUGCUGCCGAGGAGUACUGCGUGUGGAGCUCGGCGCGCAGGGACGCGCGCUACCGGCGCAGGCUCUUCCACAUGCUGCUCUCCGUGUACCUCGGCCCCGGCAGCCCCGACUGUGCCCUCCUCCUGCCUGCUGUGGAUCUCCUCAACAGGCACCCUGCCGAAUUCGAUGCUGCUCUAGUUCUGCAGGUGGUGCCUGAGAGCUGGUCCGUGCAGCUCCUCUCCCCGUUCCUGGCGGGAGCAGUGAGGCAAAGCGUUCACACCAGAAGAAUGACUCAGGCUGCUCUUGGCUUAGCACAAGCUGAAAACUUAAUCUACAAAUAUGAGAAGGUCAAACAAAAAGGAACCCCAAUUGUUCUCUCGGACACGAAGGUGUGUCAGGUGUGCCAAAACCCCUUCUGUGAGCCUGUGUUUGUAAGGUACCCAAACGGGGGCGUGGUCCACACACACUGUGCUGCCAACAGGCAGCCGAAUUCCAACACCACUCAGCAUCCUGCCAGCUCCAGCAAUCAGACUUGA